Tetrahymena thermophila SB210 is the source of this 9507-nucleotide messenger RNA. Its product is annotated as MIR domain protein. Lineage: Eukaryota; Ciliophora; Oligohymenophorea; Hymenostomatida; Tetrahymenidae. Gene Ontology annotation, biological process: calcium ion transport. The record is from RefSeq and is a predicted model, not a curated record. The transcript is spliced from 30 exons.
AUGAACCAUUCUUCAUCUGGAUAAGAUGCAGGGCAUUAGCAGCCUGAAAGACUUGUCAGAUUUGGCUCUCUCAUUCAUCUCAAUUUAGAAGAUAGUUUUUAAUAUUAUAUGUAUGGGGAAGGCUUUAUGAAUUAAAGUGUAGAAAUGAAAAAAUUUGAUUUACAAGGAGAAGCAAAUAAGGAUGAUGAUUUUUCAUAUUGUUUAUUUAUGAUUCUCCCUUUUUAAGACUUGAACUCAUUUAAGCAAUAGCAAUUUUUAUUAGAAUUCUUUACUGAAGGGGCUAAGGAAUUAAAAAAAUUAGGUCAAGAGGAAAAAUUAGAUGAGAGAAGGAAUAGAAUCAGCGAUUUUAAAAAUAGAAUUGAAAGCGAAUUUUUGUAUAACAUAAACACUAUGGAGCGUUAAUGUGGAUAGAAAAUUCUGCUUAUUAACUCAAAUUUUAUGCUUUUGCAUUUAAAUACAAUGAAAUAUGUCUGUUUAAACAAAGAAAACUCUGAAAACCUUUAUGUAGAGCUAGUAGAAUAUCCAAACAGCUUUUGUUUCUUCAAAUUUAUGCCUUCUUUAAGAUUAUAAACUAUGAGAAAUGACAACUUUGUUUACGAAAAUGAGCUAAUGCAUAUUUGUUGUUCUGAAAUGAUAGAUGGCAAAAGACCUUAUUUAAUUGCAGAUGUAAUUCAUCAGUAAUAAAAUAAUAAAAAUUAAAAGUAAAAUUAAGUAGCUCAAACUCAUUUAGUUUAUGCAAGUAUUGAUAGUGCUAAAUCUUGGAAAUUAAACUUAUACCAAGAACCUACCUCAACUUCUUAAGUGGAGUCUAUUGAGGAAAAAAAUUAUUUAAGAGCUGGUGAUAUUGUUUGGAUUAUUCAAACAGAAAAAAAACUUUUCGUAAGUUCACAAAGAUAAAGUGAUCCUUUUGUAGAAAUUUUAAAUAAUUAAAAAAAUCGUCAUGGAAUUGCUAUGCUGGAAGAAGAUCAAGUGAAACUCAUCAAAAAUUAGCUUUUAGAAAGUUUUAAGACAGAAUUCAAAAACAUUGAAAAUAUUUUUGAAGAUUCUGAAUAAAUACAAAAACAAAACCUAAGUACAAACGGUUUGUAUAGGAUAGAACCAGAAAAUGUUUUCGUAGGAGGACCUUUAUAAUGGGGAAAUAAAUAUAGAAUUAGGCAUUUAAUUUCUGGAAAGUACUUAAGCUGCUACAAAUAGAAAAAAUCAAGUUAUUCUUCAGAUAAAGCAAGAUAUUAGCUUAAGCUGACUAAGCAAAGAGAUGAUUCGACUUUAUUUAAAUUUAUACCUAUUGAGAAUCUCAUGUUCAAGUUCUAAUCAAAAUAAAAUAUUCAAAAAGACUCUUAUUUUAGAAUAUAGCAUCUUUGUAAUGAUGAAAUUGUGUGGCUUUCAGUAAAAGAAGAAGAAUAAGACGAUAACAAUUAAAGUGGAGCUAUUGCUGAAAAUCUUGCAAUAUUUGAAGCGAAAAUGAAAGAAGUGAACACUUUCAAAUUUAGAAAAUCAAACUAACAAGAUAUUUGGGAAACUAAUUUUCUUUAAUCAUCUAUUCCAUUGAUUUUAAGCAUAGCAUAAAACAUAGUUGAUAUAAGUGAGCAAGAAAAUUUCAAAAAUCAAAUGUUUAAAUUAAGUUAAUUUGACUUCUUCUACCCUAAGGUUAUUGAUACUAUUAAAAGCAUCGAGAAUUUUAUCACUAAUAAAAUUAUCUCAAAUAUAUCAAUGUAGCAUGAAUACAACUACCCUUCUCAAGAUAGAUAAAAUAAAUUUUGUGAGCAAAUGCUUUUGGGUUUAUUCUGCUGGUUCUUGGCAAAAGUAUUCCCGAAGCCUGAAGAAUUUUCAGAGUUUAAUGUUAAGCCAGGAGAUGAAUUUUUGAAAGAUGACUCUGAUCCAGUUAAAAAUGGAUUAGUUACUAAACAGUUUAAGGGCAGAGAAAAAUUCUACAGGCAAUGUGUACAACAUUUGAAGAAUAAAUACAUUCUAUCAUAUUAAAUUUAUAGCCUUAUAAAGUUUGCUUGCUACAGAAACUAAAACAAUUAACUCUACUUUUUUAAAUUUUAAAAUGAUUUUGUUGAGCAUAUUGGAUAUGGAGACUUCGUUAAGGAAGCAUUUGAAUUUUGCUUUGAAGGAAAUUUCUAAAUUUUGCAUUCUCUUCAUUAAAUUUAAUUCACAAAAAGGUCUUCUAAUCAAAACUAAAACGCAUUUUAAAAAAAAAGCAAAUCAAAGAACUUCUUUUAAUACCUUGUCAAAAAGCUUAAAAAAAUGGAACCUUAUACUAAAAAUGAUAUUUUAAGUUUGCUAGCCAGCUUUUGCAUGUUUUACCACAACUCUAUUUACAUCAACUAAGAAAAGAUAUUUUCUAGUUUUAUAGAUAAUAGAUAAAUUAUUUUUAAUACUCUCCUCAAAAUUCGUGAAGAAAUAGUAGAUUAGCCAAAAGACAUUAAUCUUAGAAAGGAAGAUGAUAGUACAGGUGUCAAGUUUUUCCAAAAAAAGAAGAAUUUCUUUAUUGAAAUAAAAAGAAGAUAAUAGAAAUCACUUGAAUAUGAUAUUGUCACUCUUAAUCUCACUGACUUUGAUAAAAAGUCCAUUUAGAAAAAUCGUCAGAUUGGAAAUUAUUUUUUAUGCUAAAUUGAAUUGUACUCAAACAUGUGCGCUAAUAGAAAUUUUACCAGUGGUAAAGCAUUUAGCGAUAUUUUUCCUUAGAAUACUCUAAUGGAGUUCAUUUAGAAUGAUAAUCAUAGUAUUGAGCUAAGAGCUAGAAUGUGCAAACUCUAAAGAAAUUUAUAUAUAGAUAAAGAGCCUAGGCUGAUUAUUCAAAAACCAAAUCUUGUUCGUAUUUUUAUUAGCUAAGAUGAUAGAUUAAACGAUAGAGAAAUUUGCCCAUUUAUUUUCGAUCCAGUUAUCUUAAAAAUGAUUCGUUAACCUAAAUUGAAGAAGAAGAAAGAAAAUUUAGUUUAUUUGUAGCACAUGAAAAAUAAGUUUGAAAGAUAUUUGAAGAAGCAAGAAGAAGCAGAAAUUUACAUUUAAUUUAUAAAAAAUAAUGCAAAAGAAGAUAUUGAAUUCAUUCGCAAAAAUUAAAUAUUUAUAAGAAGGGAACUCAAGAAAUGCUUUCAAGCAAUUAUGAAAUUGGAAAACAUGAAAAUAGAUGAAAAGAACUAUCCAGAUUAUUACAAAGAUAAAGAAUAUACCAAAUAAAAAGAAUAACCAUUUACUCAAACAUCUAAUUAAGCUAUUUAUGAUACUGUUUUUAAUAAUUUAACAUAUGAAGUUAUUAAGAAUUUUCAUUUAAUGUUAAAGUAUGGAUUUUUUACCAAGUUUGCACAAUUUUCUUAAGAUAAAGAUGAGAAUAAAGUUCCUAUUAAAAUUUUCAAAGAUAUAGUCAGUUAUCUUUCCUUUAUAUUGGAGUUUGAAAUAGAUUACACUUCAGAACUCAUAAAAAAUGGAGCCUCUCAAGUAUAAAGCGAUGGCGUUGGUAUUUUGAAAAGAAAAUAUAUCAGCAAUAUUGAAAAAUAAAUUGAAGAGUAAAAGGAGGGUAUUUCUCUUUUAUCAGUGAAAAAUAUAGGAGGAGAAGGAUUGAAGUUAUUUACUGAUCUUACCAAAGUUUUACCAAUCAAAAUCAAUGAAGAGGAAGAGGAAGAAGAAGAUGGAGGUGUCAAAGGAUCUAGUUUUGAGAAAGAAAACCAAAGCUAAUUAAACUUCUUAAAUACUUAUCAAAGCUUACAAAAGUUGCUUACAAAAUUUACAGAUAAGACUUACUAAAUGAAAAAUAUGGAAAUUAAAAUCAACAAGGAUCUAGAGACUCUAAUAAAAAUCGAAAUCUGCGAAAUAUUUGAGUAUUUGAUGGAUUGGAGAGAGGACUUCUAUAUUCAAAAUGCUAUGAAUUACUUCACUGAUGUCUUUUAUGAGAACAACAAAGCAGAUAAUAACUAUCAACGCAAUUAAGAUUUAGAAAAAGAACUAUCCUAGCUAUUCCCAGAGAAUAUGUUUGCAGUUGGUUAGCCAGUUUUAAAAAAGAAGAGGAAAUUCAAAAAACUAAAACCUAAGAAGGGAUAGAUUUACGAUCCUAACCUUUAUAGUGAAUAAGUAGGAAAUAUUGAUGAUAUAAUCAGAAGACCGUUUUCUGAAUCUUUAAUGAUUGGGUUUUACUUUUCUGAGGAUCCAGACUUAUAGAAUAAAUUUGCAAAUUUAAUUUACAGGUGCUUCACACAAAAGAAGAAGUUGAUUGAGAAUAUUUUUAAAAUAAAUUUAGUGAAUAGUGGAAGCAGUGAUCGUUCUUAUUAGUAAAUGAGUAAGCUAAUUAGUAGAUUAAAAGCACUUAUAAGUUAUUCAUAAAGUUGGCUCCAAAUUAUCGAACAAGAUACUUACAAUGAAAAGGCUGAAGAAAAUUUAGAGAUUACUUUAAAUAAACUCACAAAGCUAUAUGAAUAAUUUAAUGAAGGUAAGUCAGAAGACUUAGAAAUUAAAUAAAAAAUUUUUAAGCAUUUAGAAGGCCAUAAAGUUCUCCUUAAGUUUUUAGAAUAAGGUACCAGUGUGCUCUAAACUAACUCUCAUUACUUUACAGUUUAGAAUUAAGAAAUACAAAAAUACUCAUACAAAAAGGUGUUCAUGUACAGCGUUAUUAAUGUAUUUAAAACCUGUCACAAAAUUUUGUCAAUAUUUUGUUUUAAAAAUCAAAAAAUUCAAAAAACACUGUUCAAACAUUAUCACAAGCUUUUAUUUAAUCAAUCAUAUUUGAAUAUUGGUCAGAUGGAGUUUAUUUGUGAAAUUUUUAGAGGUAAUAGAGAUCUCUCUUUAGCAAAUAACACCAAAUAUAUCGAUUAUACUAUAAAUCUAAUUAAAAUACAUGGUAUGCAGCCAGAGUUUCUAGAAUUAUUUUGGAUUCUUAUGUAAAACUAAACUUCUGACAGUUAUGAAAUCCAAAAGAGAAUAAUUUAAACUUUGCUAGACUCAAAAGUUGUUAAUAUUGUUAAUCCUUUUAAAGCAGAUAAUUUAAUUGAACAAAAAAGAGCAACUAUGCAAUACUUAGAAUUAAUGCAAUCUAAAUAAAAAAUUGAAGAAUCUAAGCCUUAAUCUAUGCUUGAUAUGAAUGAAAAUAUUUUAGAUAUAAGAAAGACCUAAAAGCUACUGAUUGUAGGAUUUGAUUAAACGAAAAAUAUCGAAUUAAAAACUUAAACAGAAGAAGCUAAUGAAGCUAAUGAGGAACAACUCAUAUUAGAAACAGAAAACAGUGAAGUCUAAUAAGAUUUAAAGAAUAACUUUGACAUAAAUUUAACAAUAAAAUUCUAUGAGCAAUGUUAAACAUAAAAUCCAGAUGUAUUAGAAAAGAGAUUAAGAGAAUAUAAAUUAAAACUUAUUCAGAUCAUCUCAAUAGGAUUUACAACUUCCGAAAUCGGUGUAAAUUUUAUUUAUAGAUCUUUCUUGCAUAUAAGAGUUCCUAGUUUGUUCUAACUACUGCUUGAGGAAAUGAAAAUUAAGCAAAAUAAGAACAUAAAUGAUAAAAAUGCAAAUAAAUAACAAGUGUAUAGCAGGAAAUAAUACAUAACUGAUCUUCUUUUGACUUAUUUCUAUAAGCUAGAUUAAAGCAUUGCAUAAUUUUAAUAGAGUUCUUAAAUCUUCAUAUAGUGUGUUGAGAUCGAAAUUUAAAAUAUAAGGAAUAAAUACAAUUAUUCUUAAGAAGAAAAAUAAUUUAUGAUAGAUAAUUUUUUACCUCUAAUCAAUGAGUACAAUGACAAUUUCCUUAAAGAUUCAGUGCUUCUUGCUAUUUAGUAAAAGGAGAAUAGUAUUGAGUCUCAUAACUAAAAAGUCAUAUAUAGCUUUGCUUAAAAUUUUCUUCAUGAAAUUUACAGAUUUGUUGACUUUUCUUAGUAUAAAAAAUUGGAUAAUAGAACUACUUAAAAGCUUAAAAAUAUAGCUAUCUUAUCAAACAAUUUUAGAAUUAAUUUCAAUCCCCCAGAAAUUCUACAACAACUGAUUAAUAUUAUGGCUGUAGAAAAUCAAGAGGUAGGAGGGUAGUACAAAGAUCACACUUGCUUAAAUAAAUAUAACUAACCAACUAGAAAGCAUAAUAGCGAACUUUUCCAUAAGUUUAAAAAUUGUGUGAAUGCGAUCAUGUUCUUGAAAAAAGCAGAACAUGAAGCUAUUCAAAAUGGCAAUAAAGCUGUGCAUUUUGAUUAGCUUAAAAAAUUAGAAAGGGAGUCAAGAUAUUUGAAACUUUGGAACACUUUCAAAAAUCUUUUAAAAGAUACAAAAUCAAUAAAAGAAAUGGUAAAAGAAGAGCAAAGAUUAUUUAAAGAUUCAAUUAUGAACUUUGAAAAUUUCAUUGACAAUAAAAAAGAUGCUAUUGAAGAUCUGCUUAUUUCAAAAGAGGAUAUUAUUAAAAAAUUACUAAAUUUCAUUAACUUUUGGAAAGAAAUGGGUUCAUCAAAAGGUAGUGUGAUAUUUAUCAUCAAGACUCUUAGGCAUAUUAUUGAGAGAAGUGACACACCCAAUUCAAAAGAACCAUAAUUAUAAAAUAUAGAAGAUGAUAAUGCAGCUAAAGAAAAAAGAUAAAAUGUUAUGGAUGCCUUGAACACUUCUAUAGUAUGUUCUAGUCUCCUUACUCGAGAGAGCUAAAAAGAUAAAGUAUACUUAUAUUAUUUAUUUAGACUACUAAUUAGUUUAUUAGACGGAGGAAAUAAGUAGGUACAAAAUACUCUCUAUGAAUUUUUUAUUAGUAAUUCUUAGAGUGAAUAUUUGUUCCAAAGGAUUAAUAAUAUAAUUGAAGAUGAGAUUAAAAUCAUUAAAAAGCUUGAAGGAAAAAAGACUUCAUUUGGUUUAGACUAAGCAUCAAGCAAACAUCUUAUUGAAAAUGUCCUUUAAUUGAUAUAAUUGCUUUGUGAAGGACAUAAUAACAAAAUGUAAAGCUAUUUAAGGAAUUAAUUUAAUUCUAAAGUAAGCUACAACUUAGUUGAAAGAAUUAUUGAAUUGCUAAUAUCAAUCAAAAUCUCUAAUGAAACUUAUGUAGCUGUUAAACAAUGCUUUGAUACUCUAACUGAGCUGGUACAAGGACCUUGCAAAUAAAACUAAACUGAGAUUAUUUAAUCAAAAUUUUUAGAGUAUGCUGUUGAUAUUUUAAGAGAAGAAGAAUCAGUGUAUGUUACUACUCAAGUAUUUGAAAAAACAGAGGAAUAAAAUAAUUAGAAAGAUGCUAAAAAAGGCCCAUCAAAACCGACAAAAGUUUCAACCAAAAAAAUGAUCGAGCAAUAAGAAAGUUAAUCGCUAGCUUAUCUCGCUUAAGUAGUACAAAAUAAAUAAUAACCAACUCAUAUUUUGGUAAAAAAGAAGCAAGCCCAUAAAGGCUAUAUAUCAAGGAUUAAACAUAAAUGUUUAAUCACAAUCUUAAGUCUUCUUGAACUUAAUGAAAAUGAUAUUUCAACUUUUAAUAGAAUAAGAAGAGCUAUACCAUUACAAGUACUUAUUAAUAUUAUAGUUGAUGUUUUUACAAAAUUUAAAGGAAUUUAUAAAGGUGAGUAUUACCGCGAGUGCUUUAAUUAAUAAGACUUGGAUAAAUUAAUAAAUAUUAGCAAAAUUGAAGAUGAAAACAAGUAUGAAUUAGUUAUUGAAUUAGGAUUUAAUGCAUUCAUUUUAGUAAAUAUAUUCCUAUCAAAAAUACCAAAAAAUUAAAUGGAUCAAGAAUAACUCGAUACCUAUUAAAUGAUUUAAGAGCUUCUUACUGUUUAAGAAGAUGAUGAAGAAGAAAACACUUUGUUUACUCGUUUAAAAGAAUUACAAAAUAUAGCAACUACUAUUGCAGGAGCUGGUCUUAAUAUUGUAAAAUAAGUAGGUUAAACAGCUGUUAACCUCGGUGGAAACAAUGAAAAAUUUGAAGAAGAAUAAGAAUAACUUUAAUUAGACUUUUAGUAGAAAAAAAAUGAAGCUAUAAAAUUCUUUACAGAGAAAACAAUUACAAUUGAAUUAUAGAGAGAUAAUCAUUUAUGUAAAAUUUACUUUCCAAGAAUGCCUUUCUUUUCAUUGCCAAAAGAAUACAAACUUUAUUUCCAUGAAGAUGUUGACUAUAAUAGCGAUAAAGGUAAAUUAAGGACGUUGAUAGAAAGCUCUAAGGAAUUGAUUCAUGUUAUGAAUCACGAGGAGGACUGUAGAGAGUUCUUUAGGAGAUACAGAAUUAUCGGAUUUAUAGCAGAUCACAAAACGCUAUGGGAAGACUUGGCAUUCUGUUGUAACUGCUUGCUGAAUGCAACAAUUAUAGCCUCAUAUGGUGUAUAUGAUUAUAAAUAACUUCAGAUAUAAUUUGAAUGCUUAAACGGAGUUUGUGAUUACAAAAGCGAACUUUAUAAUGCAAGAAUGCAUGAACCUAGAAUGUUUGGUUAUGAUAGUAAUACUUGGACAAAUACAUUUUUAAAAUUGCUAGGAAUUAUAAAUCUUGUUUUUAGUUCUUUAAUUUUCUUCUUUUUCUUCAUUAAAAGAGCACCAAUAUUGCUAAAAAGCAUGUGGCUGGAAUGGUAUGAAGAAGACACAGGAAGGACUAAAAAGAUACUUAAAUUACUAUGGACAAUCGUGAAAACAAUCUAUACAUGUUGUACAGAUUUUGACUUUAUGUAUUAUACUUUCUAUAUGGCAAUUUGUAUAGUUGGUCUUGUGGUUCAUCCAUUCUUUUUCGGGUUUUUGACUGUAGAUUUUUUGCGUAUAAAAAUUUUAUCUAAUGUAGUCAAAGCUGUCUGGAUUCCGAGAGUAGAAAUAGCUCUUACAUUUAUGCUCUUUUUAUUGGCUUAGUACUACUAUUCGAUUAUCACAUAUCUAUGCUUUUAUGAUUAAUAUGGAACGCCUGAUUCACCAAAAUGGGGUACAUGUGAUGUAUAUUGGAGAUGUAUUAUUACUAAUAUAGACUUUACUUUUAAAGCAUCUGGUUCUAUUGGUGGUAUACUAAUUGAUGAGAGCUAUAAUAGUGAUAGCAGCGCGUUAUAACCUAAAGUAGAUGAUGGUGAAUAUGAAAUUAUGAAUACAAGAUAUCUUGCAAGAUUCUUAUUCGAUAAUUUUUUCAUCAUAAGCAUUGUUAUUGUUUUAAUAAAUAUGGUUGCAGGUAUAAUUAUCGAAAACUUUUCAGCUUUCAAAGAUAUAUAAUACGAGAAAGAGGAAGCAUUAGUGUCCAAAUGCUUUGUGUGUGGUAUAGAGAGAGAUAAUAUAGAAAAAGCAUAUGAUUAACUUUAAUAUAAGCAUGGAUUUAAGCAUCAUAUAAGGCAUCAUCAUUAUAUGUGGGAUUAUGUGUACUUCAGUGCAUACUUACAAUAUAAAGACUAAAAGGAAUUUACAGGAAAUGAAAGUUAUGUAUUUGAAUAACUAAAAACUUCUGAUGUUUCUUGGUUCCCAGUAAAGAGGGCUAUUCAUGUUUAAGAUGAAGAAACAUAAAUUAAAUUAUAAAGAAAACAAGAACUACAAAAUAUACAAGAUUAAUGUGAUAAUCUUUAGUCUAAAAUAGAAUCACUUAGAUUAAAGGUAAGUGUUGUAAAAUCUGAGAUCGUUUGA